This is a messenger RNA of Nymphaea colorata (pocket water lily), 1053 nucleotides long. RefSeq lists its product as uncharacterized. Bases 1 to 1053 code for a protein of 350 amino acids. Lineage: Eukaryota; Viridiplantae; Streptophyta; Magnoliopsida; Nymphaeales; Nymphaeaceae. The transcript is spliced from 6 exons. The record is from RefSeq and is a predicted model, not a curated record.
AUGGAAGGAAGGAAGAGGUCCUCCAUCUUCAUGGCAGUUGCAUUGCUCUUGUUUCAAGUGGCAAAUGGAAGUCCUUUGGUGUCCAACACUGGUAGAGUGGUAAGGACGAUUAAGGGCGAAGUUGGAGAUGUGAUUGAUUGUGUGGAUAUCUAUAGUCAGCCAGCAUUCGGCCAUCCGCUGCUCAAAUAUCACAAGCUCGAGAUGAGACCGAGGGGGAUCCCUAAAGGCAUGGAGAGAAGGGAACCUUCAAGAAAGUCGCUGCUGGGACGAACAAGGCUUGCCAAGAGCGGGGGUUGUCCGAACGGGACAGUUCCCAUACUAAGGACAGCGCCUUGUGAUCCUAAAGGCAUUUCGCGUCCAUCUGCUUAUCCAACCGCUGCUGCAGUCACUCCAAACAAUGACCAACCUACUCAUGAGUUUGUGUUGCUACAAUCAGCUUUCGGACAAGGUUAUGGGGUCUUUGGAGCGGUUGCAGAUUUGUCCGUUUGGGAACCCCAAGUAGCAGCUGUCCCCGGGGAGUUCAGCGCCGUUAAGGUUGCACUGUAUACUGGUCCUGAUGCAGGCACAGUUUCUGAAAGUAUAGAGGCAGGAUGGAUCGGUGGCAAUGGGCAGGCUUGCUUCAACACCAUGUGCCCCGGCUUCGUACAGACGAGCCAAACGGUCAUGCUUGGUCAGGAGGAAGACGGGAACUGGUGGGUUCAUGCGGACGAUGAGGCGGUGGGGUACUGGCCGGGGUUGCUGUUCACGGGCCUGAGCUGGUGGGCAAAUGGCACGAUGAUGGGCGGCGAAGUCUACGACACGUUUGCCGGCGGGCAGCACACCACCACCCAAAUGGGGAACGGCCUCUUCCCUAUAGAGUCGAAAACCGACUAUAGGAAGGCGGCCUGCAUCUGGAGACCCAGCUACAUGGACAGCGACGGCCAUGUCCGCCUGUUGCAGGACCCCGUGAGCAUCCUCGUCACCAGCCCCUCCUGCUACGAUGAAAGACAGUACAGGCUCGAUGAAUAUAACCUCUGCUUUGGAGGACCUGGGCUGAGUUCCGCUUGCCCAUGA